Messenger RNA from Anopheles cruzii, 729 nucleotides. RefSeq names its product transmembrane protein 186. Gene Ontology annotation, cellular component: mitochondrion. The transcript has 2 exons. The record is from RefSeq and is a predicted model, not a curated record. Lineage: Eukaryota; Metazoa; Arthropoda; Insecta; Diptera; Culicidae. The coding region runs from base 40 to 729 and encodes 229 amino acids.
UUAUUUAUUGUGAACCGCUAUUUGUUGUAGCUGGCCGAAAUGUUUAGAACGUUUUCGAUUCUCUCGUCGAUCGGCAAGACCGGUGGCGCUGUUAUAUCAUCGCUCCCACGCCAGCGACACUUUCCGUUCCUUCGAAACAUCCAACAUCCAUCUGCUGCCGGUUGCCUGGUGAAAUAUUGCUCCACAAAAUCUGUACCGGCUAACGUAGACCAACCUACGGCUUCGAAGAAUGACGAUAACUCUAUUACCAACUGGAACACAAUCUACCACUUUCCGUCGAUAAUGAUCACGGCUUCGGUUAAGAGGCUGAAAUUCUACCCUAUGAUACUGACCGCCGUGACUGUACCACUGUCCCUGGGCAUGGCAUACAUGAACAUCUGGUCGAUGACGACGGCUGAAAUCGUUGGAGCUGUCGGACUCACCACAACGAUGACUCUUUCACUGUUUGGCUUAUUGACUAAUAAUCUCGUUGGAUUUGUGUAUUGCAACGAUCAGCUCACCCAAGUGAAGAUCUCGUUUCUGGACCAAAAGGGUAAACGACAGAAUCGCAUUUAUUCGGUCGACGAUCUUGUUGCACGGUCCGAGCUACCCCGAUCGUUUGUUAAGCUUUACUUUCCAGUAAAGAAUCAUGAAAACAAUGACGUCUACAAGCUGGUGCACCGAUAUGGAGAAAUUUACGAUGUACAGACGUUUAACAAAGUGUUUGGUAAUGAAGUUCUGCCGAAAUAA